Molecule: messenger RNA, 672 nt
Organism: Colletotrichum spaethianum
Lineage: Eukaryota; Fungi; Ascomycota; Sordariomycetes; Glomerellales; Glomerellaceae
Exons: 2
Coding region: 1-672 (223 amino acids)
Source: RefSeq, a predicted model, not a curated record
AUGGUCAUGGACCUCCAGAUCAUCUCAUGGGUGUUCGGAUGCCAAGACGUUGGUUGGCGAUGCAUCAUGCUGACGACCUUGUCCGCAGUUGUGACACAAUGGCUCAGAGACCACUACACUGGGAAGAAGGAUGCUGUAGCCUCAGUUUUUGUGCGUGAGGAUGCGGUCACGGCCGGUACCGCCUUCGUGGAAGACGUUCUGACGAGCAUAUUCCACCAACUGUGCGUCGGCCACGUCGAGGCGCACGAGGACGAAGCGUACGUCGCAAAAUAUCGACUUUACCUCGACGCUAGGAAGCACGGCCAUCGCGACAUAUUCCGGAUUAAGCUUAUACGAGACGCGCUGGAAUCGCGUCUCGGCAUGCUCGAUCACGCAUUCCUUGUCAUAGACGAUUUUGACAGAUGCAGUCCGGCCGUUGACCUGUUUCUUGAGAACGAGUUGGCCAUCUUAGCGAACCAGUCGCGACUCAAGGUGCUCAUAACCUCACGCGUAUCGUGCUUGAAGGAUGUGCCCACUGCGCAGUACUGCGAUUCUUGUGACGAUGAGGAGGAUGCGGCAAAGUUUCUUUUCGUCUACUGGCGAUGUGAUAGUUGCAGGAGGAAGAAAUGGAAACCAGCUCAUAUCCUCUGCCAAGGCUGCAGAGACAAAGGCAAAACCUGCGUCAACUGGUAA